This is a messenger RNA of Monodelphis domestica (gray short-tailed opossum), 1172 nucleotides long. It is a transcript of the gene CD63, whose product is annotated as CD63 molecule. Gene Ontology annotation, cellular component: plasma membrane. Lineage: Eukaryota; Metazoa; Chordata; Mammalia; Didelphimorphia; Didelphidae. Gene Ontology annotation, biological process: regulation of vascular endothelial growth factor signaling pathway. The record is from RefSeq and is a predicted model, not a curated record.
UAUGGGAGCUACCAUAUCUCUUCCUGGGAGCCCGGGCAGUUAUGGAGCCAGGGGCCCCUCGGAAAGUUGGAGGGGCCUCGAGGAGGCGGGCCAAAGUGGGUGGUGGGUGUUAGGGGGGAACUCUCCGCUUUCCAGUCCGGGUGACUCAGGGCCCAGCUGCUCCCGCGUCACAUGAGGCGGGCAGACACCCAGCGGGGGAGGGGGCAGCAGUGGCUGGAGCCGGGGCGGGGCCGCAGCGGGCGGGGCCAGUGUUGGGGGUCGGAGCAAAGGGAACGAGAACAUUUGCGGGAAGAGGAUCUCGGAGCGUCCGGGACACCAGGCCAGCAGCCAUGGCAGUCGAAGGAGGAAUGAAAUGUGUCAAGUUUCUGCUCUAUGUCUUAGUGUUGGCCUUCUGGGCCUGUGCGGUGGGGCUGAUCGCAGUGGGAGUGGCAGUCCAAUUCACCUUGAACCACACCAUACCCAUUGGGGCUACAGCCGUGUCUGUGGUGCCUGUUGUCAUCAUCGCCGUGGGCGCCUUUCUCUUCCUGGUGUCCUUCUUGGGCUGUUGUGCUACCUGUAAGGAGAACUACUGUCUCAUGACUACGUUUGCCAUCUUUCUGUCUCUCAUUGUCCUAGUGGAGGUGGCUGCAACUAUUGCUGGCUAUAUCUUCAGGGAUAAGGUGAAGUCAGAGUUUGAAGCUGGCUUCCGAGAUCAGAUGAAGGAAUAUGAAAAAAAUAAUGCCACUGCACAGUUCCUGGAUGAAUUGCAGGAAGAAUUCAACUGCUGUGGGGCAGCGAACUACACAGACUGGGAGCACAUACCCCUGACGCCCAAGAACAGGGUUCCCGACUCUUGUUGUGUCAAUGUUACCCUCGGCUGUGGAAGUGGCUUCAAACCUUCGGACAUUAACCAGAAAGGCUGUGUGGAGAGCAUUGGAAAUUGGCUAAAGCAAAAAGCUUUGGUGUUGGCUGGUGUGGCUCUGGGCAUCACAUUUGUGGAGAUCUUGGGAGUUAUCUUUGCCUGCUGCCUCAUGAAGAGUAUCCGAAGUGGCUAUGAGGUGAUGUAGGGCUCCCCUGGGCCCUUCCCCACCUUCUCUUGGCAACAGUGGAGUGGGUUAUGGUGUCCUGGGUUUUUCAAUGAAAAAUGGAUUAUUUUUUUUUUUCACUCUGAAAAGAAGUCAAGUGUCAGUUUA